AUUCACUGCCUCUCCACAAGACCCGCGGGACUGCGCUCACCUCACCUCCUCGCCUCACCCUCUCUUCGUUUCCUUCGCUGUACUUGGGUAUUUUUCCGUCCGCUCUUCCUACCGCCGCCCAUGCUCGUGCACGCCUGCCAGAUAUAGCCCCGACCCGUCGCUUCUGCCAGCCUUCACCGUGCCUGUCCCCUGAUUCACCUCGCAAUCGAGCUCCUUUGAGGCCAGCGGGACUGCAGGAGACUCGAUCGCACCCAGCGUCGCAACAAGACCGACCACUCCACUCAUACACUGACCACUUUGUCAGAAUCUAAAUUUCGGCCACGCAAGCCAGUGCCAGAGACGAAAUGUCCAACAUUGCCGGCAACCGAAACAGCACGCCAGAGGGCUCCAGCUCGCUGCGCCCGCCCAACUCGCGCAACACCAUCGGCUCCACCCACCACCUGCGUGCUUCCGCCGACAUGGGAGGCUUUUCCUCCCCGCUCGCCAACCGUGGCAUUCGCCCAGCCUCCGAGGUCUACUUUGGCCGCCAGAACACCCAGUCUGGCAACCCCGACGAGAUGGAGCGCGCCGCCCAGCAGUGGCUCGCCGACAUUGACCAGUAUGAGACCACCUUGGAGGAGAUGGCGACCGCCACGCUCGACCAGGACUUCAAGGACGAGCUCAGCGCCAUUGAGCAGUGGUUCCGCGUGCUGAGCGAGGCCGAGCGCACCGCAGCUCUGUACGCAUUGCUCCAGCAGACCACCCAGGUGCAGAUUAGGUUCUUCAUCCAGGUGCUGCAGCAGAUGUCCAAGAGCCUGCCCAUGUCCAGCGUGCUUUCUCCCGCCAACUUUGGCGAGAAAGAUCCCAUGACACAGAAGCUGAGCGACGCCAUGAGCAAGUUGAGCACCAACGAGAACCGCAACUCGAUGGGACUCGGUCGCCCGCCGCCAUCCCCUGGUGCGAAGCGCAACUCUGGCCUUGACCAAACUACGAUCAGCCGCAUGUUCCCCGACGCUGCGGCUGCCAUCGCAAAGCAAAAGGCAGAGUUCACCGAUAUUACCGGUAUUGCCCCCGCUUCGAACCGUAACAGCACUGUGGGCGACCGCAGCUCGCUUGCCGCCCCGACCAUCUCCGCUCCCGAAGACAAGAAGGAGAACACCGUUCCCGCCUCGCCAUGGGGUGAUGGUCAGCGCCCCAAGUCUUCAGGCCACCCGCAACAGCAGCCUGCCAUGGGCCAAUUCACUGCCCCGCCUCCGUCAGCAGGCCUGCGCUCGCCCCGCCUUCCGCUCUCUGGCGACGGUGGAAACAUGCAGACCACCACGUUGAACGCUCCUGGCCAAGAUGGUGCCAUGCCUCUGCUCUCGCCCUCUUAUGCGCCCGGUGGAAGCUGGGCCUCGCAGCUGAGCACACCCAUGGUGGGUAACUUUGGUCAGACCCAGACGCAGGCUGACAUGGUCGCCAACGCGACCGCCAUGAAGCUUGCUGCCUUGUCCACCGUCAACAAUCGCAUCCAGCUCGACGACGUGCGCAAGUACCGUCGUGCUCGUUCGUCCGAGGGCCAGGGAUCUGGAAACGGUCCCUUGUCCCCCGGUCUUCCCGGUGGAAAUAGCUUCGUCAUGACCAACGAACUCGGCCAGCUUCUGACGCCGCAACAAGCAGCCGCUCUGCAGGCCCAACAGCUUGCUGCCAUGCAAGGCCGUCGCUCUCGUCCUACCUCACCCGGCUUUGCCAUGCAGGGCGGGGGCCUAGGCACCGCGAACUUUCUCUCUCCACAGGCGAACGGCUUCCUCAGCGCAGAUUACGGCAGCUCGCCCCUCGGAAACACUGGCAUGGGUGCCCUGAAUCUCGGCCAGUUCGGUAUCGGCCUGGGUGACGGCCACGGCGGCUACAUCUCGGACCACUCUGAGAUGAAUCGUGGCAGGUCUCCACGAGGACGCCGCGGCAGCUCGAAGCCGCCCGAGGACCCGACCGACUCGAACCUCCUCCAGGACAUCCCGAGCUGGCUCCGGAGUCUGCGUCUGCACAAGUACACAGACAACCUCAAGGAUCUCAAGUGGCAGGAGCUUGUUGAGCUCGAUGAUGAGGGCUUGGAGAAGCGCGGCGUCAAUGCGCUGGGUGCAAGGAGGAAGAUGCUGAAGGUCUUCGAACAAGUGAAAGAAGCAAAGGAACAGGGCAGGCUCCGCACGUAGACGAUCGAUCGACUCGACUCGAACCGACUGGCUCCCGUACAUUGUGUUUCGCGCGCGUAGUACCAUAGAUUUACGACUUUGGAUGGCACGCGGCUGCUAGCCGGCUGUGCGCUCCAUCCAUGCCCACACCAUCCAUCAUAUUCCCAGACUGCUUUCUUGUUCUGCUUACUUUACGAUACGUACGCUGCGAUGCAAUGUUCAUGCAUAUACGGCUCGCUUUGUUUGAUCUGAGUCGCUGCGCGCAUGAGUGCGUGGGUGGGAGGGGGCAUCGGAAAGAAAGGGGGGGUUAACUGAAUUGGCUUGGCCUGACUUCGGAGAUAUAUUUACCUUUGAUAUGGCAUUUUGUGUUGUUAGCAUGAGGGUGGGUUUGGUGUAGAUUGACGGAAAGUAAUGAGAAUUUAGACCUG
Paraphaeosphaeria sporulosa is the source of this 2575-nucleotide messenger RNA. RefSeq lists its product as uncharacterized. Gene Ontology annotation, molecular function: mRNA binding; protein binding; translation repressor activity. The transcript is spliced from 4 exons. The record is from RefSeq and is a predicted model, not a curated record. The coding region runs from base 345 to 2168 and encodes 607 amino acids. Gene Ontology annotation, cellular component: P-body. NCBI's taxonomy places the organism in Eukaryota, Fungi, Ascomycota, Dothideomycetes, Pleosporales, Didymosphaeriaceae. Gene Ontology annotation, biological process: nuclear-transcribed mRNA poly(A) tail shortening; regulation of mRNA stability.